UAUGAAGAAGGAAGUCGUUUCUAAAUAGUGGAGACAGCUGGCUUAUUAUACAUAACUCCACUCUACAAGCGACUCUACGCUAUGUUACUACGUUUGAUAUUUUCUUCCAGUUUAUAGUUUUUAUCGUUUGUUUCCACAAAACAAUUUAUUUUAUGGUAACUAACGUUAUCUUCAACAUAAGAAAUAGCCAACAACUUAUUUUCACGUUUUAUGUACAUUUGGUAACGGGUGAACGGUGUUAAUAUCCUUUUUUAAUCAGUCUGUACUGUACUGUACUGUACAUGAUAAUGUCCACGCAUGAUGAUUCUUCGAGUGUACCACCACUUGCAAAAGGAGACAGUUUAUAUCAACAAGUCCUUGCUUCAUUCCCACUCUGUGAACUGACAGAAGAAGACUUGACCCAGAAUCCUCUAUUCUGCAAACUGCUGGCAACGAUGUCACAACAUGUGGAUCAUACCGGCCUUACUGUCACCCUGAAAAGAGAGUUGGAGAAGGCUGAGGUGGACCUGCAGACACAGAAGCUUGGCUGGCUGCGAUCAGAGAGCCUGUACAGGUUACUGCAGGAGAUGAUCCAGGAGCACUGUAUCAGAAAGCAUCACUCCACUGUGCCCCUGGAGGAUGAAACGUUCUAUGAGACUCUGGAACAGUGUCUUGUGGUGGCCCAGUGUGUCAGGCAGCUGGAUCCUAGCAUCUCCACCAGCCAGGACCAACCACCUGUUCUUGGACUAAGUGCCCAAGAGAUACUGGAGCUGAUGCCACAUGAGCAGGAUGUGUCGAAAAUGAAACAAAGACUGCCCAGAGAACUACAAAAACAUCUCAAGAAAAAGUGUUUCAGUCUCCUCUCAUACUUUCAGCCUGAAUGGGAGGAUGAGAGUGAAGGUCUAAAAAACAUGAAGCUGUCUCGCCUGUCUGGCCUCCUGGAGAGUCAAAGGAAAAGAGCAGAGAGUCUGAAGGAGAAGAGCCACGAGAACGCCGCCCUGCUUCAAAGGCAGACUCACUGCUACCUCUCUGAGAUGUUAGGUUGCAUCCAGAUUCUCCAGUCUCUCAUCCUGGACCACAGGCUGAAAGCCCAGAAAGACCUAGAUAGGAAAAAGAUUGACUACUUUGAGGCCAAAUGUGAGAUCAUCAUACAGAAGAUCAGAGCCGAGAUGUUAGAAAUCCAGUUGGACACCUACACAGCAGACACAAUAUCAGCCCACAGAAAAAUAAGGGAGACACUAGAAACAGAGCUGAAGGCCUCCCAGAUAGAGAAGCAGUCUGUGGAGUCCAAACUGUUGUCCUUUGAGAUCUUUGGCAAGGAAUUUGAAGCUCUGGCUGAGGAAUAUUCCAGGCUACGUCAGGAGAUUGAUACCAAGAGUUGGGCGCUAAAAGAGUUUUCUCAACACAUAGACUAACUUCUGCUGCGUUAUUGUAACAGUUGAGUCUUGUCCAAAUGUUUCCAUCAUAACUGCUCGCUCCUUUAAUUGCAACUCCAUAUCUUACAAACUCCAUAAUGGUUUUUUUCUUGUAAUAAAAUGCAUGAGUAGCCGUCA
Esox lucius (northern pike) is the source of this 1532-nucleotide messenger RNA. RefSeq names its product HAUS augmin-like complex, subunit 4 (gene haus4). The transcript is spliced from 9 exons. The record is from RefSeq and is a predicted model, not a curated record. Gene Ontology annotation, molecular function: microtubule minus-end binding. Gene Ontology annotation, biological process: centrosome cycle; spindle assembly. Gene Ontology annotation, cellular component: HAUS complex. NCBI's taxonomy places the organism in Eukaryota, Metazoa, Chordata, Actinopteri, Esociformes, Esocidae. Bases 282 to 1394 code for a protein of 370 amino acids.